Messenger RNA from Iphiclides podalirius (scarce swallowtail), 600 nucleotides. NCBI's taxonomy places the organism in Eukaryota, Metazoa, Arthropoda, Insecta, Lepidoptera, Papilionidae. The record is from the annotation of a GenBank genome assembly.
AUGUCGAACGUUUUCGGUUUAAUUGUUUCGGGGCGGCUGGUGCAAACAGACUUCACACCUUUAACGGAGUCAACUUUCAUAAUAACCAUUCCCGAUACGGAUACAAUCAACCAUGUGGCGGUAUUCUUGACCGGUGUGACUCCUCUCCCAGUUGGGACUGCAGGCAUGGUCUACUGGAGCUGGCCAGAUCCUGCAGCUCCACCCAACUGGCAGCUCUUGGGUCACAUUUCCAAUAGUAAACCAUCCACUAUAUUCAAGAUCUCAAAUUUAAAGAAGUUGCAUGAGUUAUCAACGGAGAACAAGUUUGGUGGUGCAUUUGGUCAGCAACAGAUUUGUAACUAUGCACAGAUUGGUAUAUCAAUUGAGCCUGAGGCGAAUGUUGAAUUACUUGCUUCCUCUGUUGCACAAGAAACAAACCAAUAUGUUACAUUUGCACAAAAAAUGUUAGAGAACCUAGUCAAUUUUGUGGCGUCAUUUUCGGUAACGCAAGAUCAGAUGACGCCAACACCUGGGGUGUCCUAUAUCCCCCUUAACACAUUGCACACCUGGUACCAGAACUUUGAACGGAGAUUGCAGCAGAACCCCAACUUUUGGAAAAAC